AGCGGCUCAGGUGCACUUUAGCAUCACAUCCUGCCUGAAAGCUGGACCAACAGUCAGUCAGCUCAAACAACUGGUUUUGGUUCUGCAGGUCAUAAAAGCCAACCUCUUCCCCUGCCGCUGCUCAUCAUCAACAUCACAAUGCCUCAUCGCAGCUGCUCCAUUGAGAUUAACAACUCCUCUGGCUGCUACACUCUCGCCAAUCCAAGGGUGUUCACUGAGAGUGGCUGUUGUGAGGUCCCACUGCCACCCAUGCUAGGACCCUGCUCCGCUGCCAGCGCACUAUUCAACAAGACCACCGGCGCCGCAACCGGAGCCGUCGGCGUAUUCACCUACGACCUUUUCAACGCCGACCUCAACGACUACAGCCACGUCAUGGCAGUCAUGUUCUCCGUGCCCUACGACCGAAACCUCUACUCCAACUGGUUCGCUGUGGGGAUCUUUGAAAGAGGGAACGACUGCGACUACAAUCUUUAUGAUAUAAUGUAUAAUGGAAGCGAAAAUAAUUUUGUAAGAGCAAAGGCUGACGGCUCCUGCAUUUCUUUUGAGGGCGAUUAUGUUAUUGUCAGUGCCUCCAUGUCAGACUCAGGUGAAGCGGUGCUGAGGGUGGAUAUCAAUGAUACUGGAAUGUAUUAAGUCAAAUGAAGAAAGAUGCUACUGUUGUUAUGCCAUUUGAGAUGAUCACAGCCAUUUUAAUAAAAUAUUUCAAACUCA
This is a messenger RNA of Dicentrarchus labrax (European seabass), 711 nucleotides long. RefSeq names its product DELTA-stichotoxin-Hmg2b-like. Lineage: Eukaryota; Metazoa; Chordata; Actinopteri; Moronidae. The record is from RefSeq and is a predicted model, not a curated record. Gene Ontology annotation, biological process: cytolysis in another organism; monoatomic cation transport; pore complex assembly. The transcript has 3 exons. Gene Ontology annotation, molecular function: channel activity. Gene Ontology annotation, cellular component: pore complex. The coding region runs from base 139 to 633 and encodes 164 amino acids.